CUCUCUGGUUGUUUUCUGUUCCCUGUUGCCAGUCAUCAGAGAACGAAUUUACCAACAGCCAUCAACCGAGCACAUCCAAGCUGGAUGCAGGCCAAGAACAAGCACUGUUGUUGAAAUCUGGGCAGCGAGGUGGAAGGGUGACCGGUGCACCAGUCGGAUGAAAACAUGCGGGGACUCUUGAGCAGCAGCUGGAGGAAGUUUGGACAUGCUGGCCGGGGGACGUACGAGUGGUUAACUAGCGAACCAAGCCUACCUCUUCCAGAAACUCAGCUGCAGGGCACCCGGAAGAUAAGUUCCACCAGGGAAGACUUGGAGCCCUUCCUGUGCAUCCUUCUUCCAGCCACCAUCCUGCUCUUCCUGGCCUUUCUGCUGCUUUUCCUGUACCGCCGCUGCCAGGCUCCUCGGCCCCAGGGGCAGGUGUCAGGCAUCGACCUCCCAGAGCAGCCACCUGCCAGGGAGGGGACCGACUUCCUGCCAGGUUUACCCUGGAGCAGCGAGCAGGACUUCCCCUACUCCCCUCUGCCCCGGGGGGCAGCCCUCCUCCCUGCGUGUUCACCGCCUUCCUACGAAGAGGCCACCAGGGACACCUCUGGGGAGGAGGUCCCGGAUGCCGGCCCUCAGCGUGAAGAGGGCUCACCUGGCCUGCAUGAGCAAAUGUAA
Vicugna pacos (alpaca) is the source of this 660-nucleotide messenger RNA. The record is from RefSeq and is a predicted model, not a curated record. Lineage: Eukaryota; Metazoa; Chordata; Mammalia; Artiodactyla; Camelidae.